Molecule: messenger RNA, 998 nt
Organism: Plectropomus leopardus (leopard coralgrouper)
Lineage: Eukaryota; Metazoa; Chordata; Actinopteri; Perciformes; Serranidae
Product: isoaspartyl peptidase/L-asparaginase
Cellular component (GO): cytoplasm
Molecular function (GO): asparaginase activity
Source: RefSeq, a predicted model, not a curated record
GGCAAAUCCCACCAAACCACGUGACUACAGCGUUGAAGCGAGGGGAUCGGGAAAGGAACUCAAAGAUGUCAGCAGUCGUAGUCGUGCACGGUGGGGCGUGGGCGAUACCGGAUGACCUGGCCGAGGCCUCUGUUGCUGGAGUAAAGGUUGCAGCACGUGAAGGGUUUUCAGUGCUGAAAAGAGGAGAAAGUGCUGUGGAUGCUGUUGAGGCAGCUGUGAGAGCUUUGGAAGAUAACACUGUGUUUAAUGCAGGGCAUGGAGCAGCGCUAAAUACUGAUGGAGAAGUGGAGAUGGAUGCCAUUAUCAUGGAGGGUAGGACACUUGCCAGUGGUGCUGUGUCUUCAGUGAAGAACAUCCCAAACCCUGUGUCACUGGCACGGGCAGUGAUGGAAAAGACAUCCAACGUCAUGUUGACAAGCACAGGUGCAAACCUGUUUGCAGAGAGCAUCGGCAUGGCCACGGUUCCCACUGACACUCUGGUGACUGAUUAUGAGAGGAGAGAGUGGGAGAAGCGCAAGAAUUAUGUUACUGGCGUUACGGAGGAUUUCAAUGCUCAGUGGGCUCAUGAUACUGUCGGGGCGGUUGCUGUGGACUGUGCUGGUAAUGUUGCAUGUGCAACAUCAACUGGAGGGAUUAGAAAUAAAAUGGUUGGCAGAGUGGGAGACUCUCCAGUCAUUGGUUCUGGAGGAUACGCAGACAACUGUAUUGGUGCAGUAUCUUGCACUGGUCACGGAGAGUCUAUUCUCAAAGUCACAUUGGCCAGACUCAUUCUUUCUCACAUUGAGCGAGGUAGAUCAAUAGAGGAUUCCUCCCAGUUGUCUCUGCAGUACAUGGGAGAGCGUGUCCAUGGUGCGGGAGGAGCUAUUGUAGUUUCUCCGUCAGGACAGUGGGCAGCCACAUUCACCACAGAGCGGAUGGCUUGGGCAGCAGUGGAUGGUGAUGUGCUGUGGUAUGGAUUAAACCCAAAUGAAAAAUUCAAAGAACAGUUAACCCAAUAA